AUGGAUAGUAGAAAACAAAUGUAUGAAGUUUCCCGGAUCUCUGGUUUUUCACUUCGUAUACACAUUUCGAUUAUCAACGUGAUUCGUGUCGCCGGCGCUGCCAGUCUGCUCUUCGUCGCCUACUUUAGUCACACUGUUUCCAUGCCACGGACGUCCCACAAACCACGCAAGCUGGUCAGAAAAGUGGAAGCAGAAAGCGUUUUCAGUAGGCGCUCAGGAGUCGGGAGUCACCUGGCGUUCCGUCACAGCAGUGGUUGUAGAGGACAUCGGAGUCUUUCUGAAGGGUCACGCGCUCGCGCGCACUUUGGAGAGCAGUGUCUGUACCUAUCCACCAUGGAAAGCCGUUUUCGGUUCCAGCAGCCUAGAUCCCCGUCACCCCCAAAUAACGAAGCAGCAGACGACAGCGACAAAUGGCACUGCACUGACAAAGCGACAGUGAGCCGUCCUGUCAUGAUAGAGCUCAUUGAUCCUCCAAGUUCGGUUGGACAAACGCAGAAGUCCGGGUCUUCAUUCAUCCAGAGGGUUAGACCAAACGAGUCAGACGCUGGGGUGGAGAGGUGUUUCUCCAGUUAUCAGGAAUCUGCAGAGUCGGAAAUCCCGUCAACAACCUCACAACGCCGGAGUCGACCAGUCAGCCCUCUAUCGGGGCCUUUCCGAAAACGGGGAUUAGAUAAGAUGAAAUCCUGCAAGAGGGAUGUUCCACGUGCAGAGGAAUGGAGCACUGAUUUGCCUUGCGAUGCCGAUACUUCGGGCAACCUUUCGUUUUGGUCGCGGCCACCGUCCUCGUAUGGAGACAGCUGUCCAGAUUGGAGUGACCGCGGAGCAAUAGCGGAAAACAGUGACUCGAGAGAUGUGUGUAGCCUCCCAUGUUCUGUUCUAUCGGCACACUGGCACCUCCGACAAUCGCUAAAGGAAAGCAGCGAGGAACGGGAUGGAGAGGAAACAAUUCCAGAGUCGACGACGCGCAGAGGUAGUGCGUCGCCAGCUGAGGCGACCACAACUAGCUCAGUGCCUCCUCUGCCACCCUCUGCUUGGGAGGAAGAUGAGCCGCAAAAAACCGCAGAUCCGCGCCUGGAAGAGAGAGCUCCUUCACGCGGAAGGAAAUCCUCGACGACGAAGAGAUGUUCCGCGUCACGAAGCUCUGCGAGCGCCAGUGAGGGGGUUUCGGCGGUGCCACACUGCACGUCGCCCACAUGCUCAAAGAAACUCCCAGAGUGUUUAGCGAAAAAAGUACCAGAAUUACGAGGGGAAAACGUAAUUACGCGCGACCACGAGAGUUUGUCUUCUCGCCAGAACUUUGAAGGGAAACCGUCUACUUUUUCUGGUGCACCCAACCAGCCCUCCCUUACUCGGUUCGAAGACGAUUCACAACUCUUCUCGGACGAGCUGCAACGGUCCCUUGCACACGUUUGCCGGACAGCUGAACUCACUUUCUUCAACACUACGGCCAGCAUGCAACGAAGAAUGGCCGAACAAUUCCGUUUUGAACAGCAGCAACAUGAACGGAUGCUGAGAGAGAGCAGAGCAGAAGUUGAGGCUGCCCGAGCUGAGCUUGUUGGAAUGCGGUCGGCGAAGGAGGCAACAGAAGACCAGCUAUUGCGCGUUUUCGCCUACGUUCGCCGACGUCUUUUGCGUCAGCAGGUACGCGAGAGACGGGAGGCCGCAUUCAAAGCGUGGCGUACUUUCGCGGAGCGUGAAAAGGCAAGACGCCGUUUGACCGGGUUGGUCGAAGCUCAGCGAGUGCAUCGGAUGCUGCAGCGUGCUUUUCAUCCCUGGAGACAUCAGAGUUUCCGGGCAAGUGUAGAGCGAAUGAAGCAACGAGCGACGCAGGCAGCUCAGGAGGCAGCUGAGCACCAGAUAGCCGCCCUGCAAUCCGAAAGGAGAAAGGAGACACAGAUGCUCAUCGAGACUCGCCAGAAGCUCCGACUGGAGGCUUUUCAGCGACAACAGCUGCAAAAGACGUUACAGAUUCUCUUCCUUCAAGGCGCCACAGCCGUGUGCGCGCCCAUGAAUGGAGACUCAAAAAGUAUCGCCGGUAUCCAGCUUUCCGAAAACACACCGUAUCUUGGCGAUGUUCAUCCCAGUGCUCACAACCAGAAUUACCGGAUUUGUGAAGGGUCAACUGCGGAUGCCCCCGGUGUUUCUUCUGCCAGGAUUCCGUUGUCGCUCGGUGAAAUGAAGAGUUCUUUUCUCUCACCUGCAGACAUUUCCACGGCUGCGCGUGCAGCUGACCCGUUUCCUGGUAUCGGACUCGCAGAUUUUCCGGGACGAUAUCUGCCGGCAAACGGUCCAGCCCUCGCUGGUGCUGUUGGAUCAAACCCGCCACUGUCACACCAGCAUCAGCCGGGAAGGGACGAGUGCGUUAGGGGGCAUUCUAGCACACCGAUCGGCACGCCUUCAUCCCCGAUUGCCAACAUGCGGGCGCCGUACUCCACCGCUGUACACCCAAUCGGCGCGCACCGUUCUAUUCCCACUAUGGAGACAGCACAGCAGAGACAGAGUUGUAUCGGCCCUCUGACGGCGCGCGAAAUCCAGCCUUCCGGAGACUGUAACCUGGCAGUUGUCGGUCGGACUGUCCGGUCGACCCCUCGUUUGGAUGCUCACCUGCCUAACUUACCAGCGUGUCACCUGUCCUCAGAGCACAUACCAGACUCCGAAGAGGGAAAAACACAAAUAGGUCUUGGACAUCAGCUACCAUUUUUGACAUCCCCUCCUUUCACGUCCCAAGGCGUAAAGACACAACUUCAGCAGGUCAUUACACACAAUCGAGGGCAAACGCUUCGAGCUGCGGCCUUCGGCUCUGAUGAAGUUAAACAAGUGGACAAUCAAGCUCCUCGACCUGCCCCAGGCUCAGAAAAUCAGCCUCGACGUGUGACGCCCCCGACUCAGUAUUGGGUUCCCGACAAUGCAGUACGACGCAUGGGAGUCUCGGCAAUGUCUCGUGAUGCUGGCACGUGCGAACAAGGCACGAGGUCUGACAGAUUGGGGAUAAACAAUCCUAUAAACGCUUCUCCGUUGGAACCGCAGAUGACCGGUACACCACCGUUGAGAGAAUCUUCGGGAAGGUUUUCAUGGGUCAUUCAAGAUCGGACUCACAGAUACAAAGGCAGAGAGGGAGAAUGCGUUGGCUUAUCAACACGAACGCGCUCUGCGUUCAUGCCGGCCAAUAUAAACAAGAACAGGGCACCCCGAACAGGCAGGAUCUCCCCCUCUGUGGCAGAAAACCUCACCUCCGCACCGCCUGUCGCUUCCUACUUCAGUGAAUCUUCUGAUUUUGUCAUGCCAUUUCAGGCAACUUUCGGUUCUAGAGCAGCGAGUUUGGGAAACAGGAAGAUACAGAAGUCAACCGUCAUUGCUGGCAAGGAAUGCCGUGUGAAGUCGAGCUUGUGGAGCAAAAAACAGACAAACUGGACACGCAGUAUCACUGCAGGUAGUUGA
This is a messenger RNA of Neospora caninum, 3438 nucleotides long. RefSeq lists its product as hypothetical. The transcript has a single exon. NCBI's taxonomy places the organism in Eukaryota, Apicomplexa, Conoidasida, Eucoccidiorida, Sarcocystidae. The record is from RefSeq and is a predicted model, not a curated record. The coding region runs from base 1 to 3438 and encodes 1145 amino acids.